Molecule: messenger RNA, 1700 nt
Organism: Procambarus clarkii (red swamp crayfish)
Lineage: Eukaryota; Metazoa; Arthropoda; Malacostraca; Decapoda; Cambaridae
Product: splicing factor 3B subunit 4
Source: RefSeq, a predicted model, not a curated record
UUUCACCCACGUACUUCAAAUACAAACAAUCCAGCCCGUCCUCUAAACAGCCUAGUGUGAGGACGGGUUGCAUAAACAGGGGGUUUGGCGGCUGGAUUAACUUAUUAAUUAUUAUGCGAGGACUGGCUGGCUCACAUACGACUUGAUAACGGGCCAGGACGGACCGAAACAUCGUCCUUUCUCUAUAUUCUGAUAUGUGGUUUGGCCCCUCAUACCUUCAGCCACGUUAUUGUGAUUCAUCGUCUGCUACAUAUAUACCGCGCACAUAUGAAAAUGUGGUUGUAAACCCGUGGAACCGCCUACCCGCCGAAGCCGUAAAUGCCAAAACUCUGCUGGGUUUUAAACAAAUGGGUUUUAGAUCAAGACAAAUGGGGGAGGUGGGACCUUUGACAAGCCGACGGCUUCCUGCCCUCGUCGAGGCCACUAGUAUCAGUGGCCCUCAGGUGGUGCUGGUGUUGAUUGUGGCGGGAACAGCAACAUGCGCACCCAACCUUCUGCCUGGUGACGCAGGUGCGCAUGCGUUCUCCACCACGCAUGACCAUGUUGCAGUCCAGCCUGCGCCACAUGCUCACCUCAGUACCCUCGGCCUGUCACCACAACCUGGCUACCGUGUCAAUACACAACCCCUGCCUGGCCCUCCGCCGCCACAACCUCACCUCAUCUCAUCAAGCGUAGACACAGUUAACUCGGAAGAGUUCGAGUACUACUACGAUUGUGACCCUUCAGAAGGAGCAAACGAGCCUCUUCCUCCUCCACAACCUGGCUACAACUACAACCCACCACACAUUCCUGGCCCUCCUCCACAACCUGGCUACAACUACAACCCGCCAGCAAUUCCUAGCCCUCCUCCACAAUCUGGCUUCAACUACAACCCACCACACAUUCCUGGCCCUCCUCCACAACCUGGCUUCAACUACAACCCGCCAGCAAUUCCUAGCCCUCCUCCACAAUCUGGCUUCAACUACAACCCGCCAGCAAUUCCUAGCCCUCCUCCACAACCUGGCUUCAACUACAACCCGCCAGCAAUUCCUAGCCCUCCUCCACAACCUGGCUUCAACUACAACCCGCCAGCAAUUCCUAGCCCUCCUCCACAACCUGGCUUCAACUACAACCCACCACACAUUCCUGGCCCUCCUCCACAACCUGACUUCAACUACAACCCACCACACAUUCCUGGCCCUCCUCCACAACCUGGCUUCAACUACAACCCGCCAGCCAUUCCUGCCCCGCCACCACCUGGCUACAACUACAAUCCACCACCACAACCUGUCUACAACAAUCCACCAGCCAUUCCUGCCCCACCACCACAACCAGGUUACAACUACAACCCGCCACCAGGCCCAGACGCUAGUCUCCUGCUUGGCUUGGCCUAGUGGCUGACUAUCACCCACUUAGCUUCUCUUUAACAGUGAAAGGCAACAAUAAAACUACAAUCCGUUCUCUCAAAUAUUACCCUUUAUUCUGUAGAUGUUAUAGUUGUUUGUGAUGGGACAGUCCCAGUCACUCAUUGGGACUGUGAGUGAUGGGACAGGUCCCAGUCACUCAUUGGGACUGUGAGUGAUGGGACAGGUCCCAGUCACUCACUGGGACUGUGAGUGAUGGGACAGGUCCCAGUCACUCAUUGGGACUGUGAGUGAUUUAAUGCAGAAUGUGUAAUAGGCUUGAAAUUAUUUAUAAAUAAAUUUAUAUUGUAAUUUUUA